Messenger RNA from Theileria annulata, 3942 nucleotides. RefSeq lists its product as uncharacterized. NCBI's taxonomy places the organism in Eukaryota, Apicomplexa, Aconoidasida, Piroplasmida, Theileriidae. The coding region runs from base 1 to 3942 and encodes 1313 amino acids. The transcript is spliced from 10 exons. The record is from RefSeq and is a predicted model, not a curated record.
AUGGAGUAUUUGAAUGAACCUACAGUUCAACAGAUACUAGGAAAUGAUUUGUACAGUUAUUUCAAAGAGUCUGACGAAAAUGCAGAAAAAGUCUAUUUUACAGAUGAAAAUGCUAAAAAUAAAGAAUCGGAUAGCGAAAAUUCAGUUGUAAAAAUUGGUUUAACAACCAAACAAGCAAUCGAUCGUAUUAUAAGCAAAUUAACAGAAAUACUAUCUAAUUAUAAUGAUAAGAUAAAAUUAAAGGAUUUAUUUCCGGAAUUGGUCCAGGUUGAUAUAGCAUUGAACGCGACGGCACUGCUUAUCAACAUCGGUAAGAUGUUCGCAAACGUUUACUGGGAGUUCGUGCUUGAGUUUCUGCUGUUGUUGUUUUGGUUGAUACUAAAUGUGUAUGUUAAAAUUCUGUUUAAGGUGUCCAAAGUCUAUAGAAAACGUAACCGCCUGUUGGAAAUUUUACACUUCCUAAAGUUUGAAUUCACAUACCCGAAUCCAGAAUCUGACACUAAAAAGUAUAACAUCGAUCCGUCGUCAUCUGAUUUUAUCUCAGUUUACAGGGAUUAUGACUGGGUGAGACUGCCGAGGAACAUCCUAGUGGAAGGAGAUGUUUACAAGCUUAGAAUUAACGAAACCUUCCCAUGCGAUUCAUUGCUUAUCUUGAACGUUAACAACAAUGACUUGGUUACGCAUAAUGAGAUUUAUAGAGAAGGAGAACGAUGUAAUUUCGUAGGAACCCCAGUUGAAAACGAGCACUUUUUAGACGGAACAUUUGUAGCAUUAAGCGAUUCGUUCUUAAAGUACAUCAACUAUUACCUAUUCCAUGAUCAUUCCGACUAUCAGCCGAAUUUAGAACUGCCAAGAAGAGAAAGCUCAUGGUUCAGAAAUAACCAAGAAGAGACCAAGAUCAUAUGGAACUAUAAUGAUAAUUACAUCUUCCUAAACAACAAUAACAAGAUUGUAAUAGUAAUUAUUAUAAUAGUGACUUUGAUACUAAACCUCAUGUGGGCAAUACUGUACAAUGUUGAGAGUAAAUUCAGUACAAUAAUAACCAUGUACCGACUACUGAUCAUGUUACAGUUCGUCGGUCUCGACCCGUUCAGCAAGUUGUCGGAGUUGUGGGGAAACGUUAAGCUAAUGGCAAUAUUCGACUUGUAUCAAGAGAAUAUGCUUAAGGAUUUGAACCCAGUAAGAUCAGUAAGUUCAUCGAAGUCACUUCUGAGUUCCUCAAUUUUCGGAUCUGAAUCCUCAGACAUGAUGCUAAGCGAAGUAAAAAUUUCGUUUAUGCAAGUUAAUAAGGUUCUAAGACUUGGUUUGUUUGACGAACUUAGCCUAAUAAGGCGACUUUCAACAAUCACUCUACUCUCAUUCAUUGAUGAUGUGGGCAUUCUGUUGAACAGUUAUCAGUCACUACAGGAAAUUUCAAUAAUAUCCAAAAAUACCCAAAACACCACAAUCUCAAGCCAUCUCCAUGAAUCAAUUCAUCACCACGAAAACUCUCAACAGGAUGAUGGUGUAUUUAUACGCCUGUCUACAACAGAUGAAAGGGAUUCGGCGUUGAACAUGGCGAACAUCUUGGGGAACGUAUUUGAACAGGACGUGGUCGAGGAUACGGACGAGCUGCUGAUAUUGGACAUAUACAACGACAUAGACUUGUACGGGAAAGACAACAGCGCCUUCAUAAACGAUUAUGAGUUGAAUAAUAAAAAUUUGCUUAAACCACUUGUAUUCUCAAUUGCACUUACCUCGAUACUUAACAUCAAUAUGUAUCGAUCAAGUCUGUUCAAUAGUUAUAUGUCAAUGCUCAUAAACAAUGAGCUUGCCAGUUACACAAACUGCUUGUGUAACCUUAACACGGUGUUCAAUUUUAGGAGAUAUUAUCUGAAACACUUUAAACUGCUGAAGUUCAUAGUCAUAAAUACUUCAGGAAUAACUUACAGUACAGAUAUCAAAAGUGGAGCUCUGGAUAGUAAUGACGACUCCAUUGUCAUUUACUUUUACAGAGAUUUAAAUAAAAGGGUGAUACAGAUGCUAAUAAAGUGUAGGAUUACCAUACUUAACGAUUGCAAGCUUAACUUCUAUAACGGUAAUGUUAUUAAGCCACUCAAUAGAGCGUUGAGGAGGAAGAUAUCAGACCUGAACGUCCAGUGGCUAUCGAAUGGAAUCGGGUCGUUUCUAUACCUUUAUAAACCAAUUUCAAUUGACGACUACAACAUUCUCCAGGUUCUUUUACCCUUCUCGACCAUAUAUAACAAUUUCAAAACUCCCCCAACUACCAAUGUUGGUAAUACUGGUCCAGCCACAGCACCAUAUACAGCAACUGCUCAAACUGGAACAGAAACAGGAUUUGGAACUAGGAGAAAGAACAAUAAGCUCAUGUUUCUGUAUAGACAUAACAGUUUGUAUUAUAAGUACAAAGGGAUUAACAUUUACAAACUGUCAAACAAGUUUAAAAACACCAUUUCAUCGGAAGCUUUAGCUCACAAGGACAUAAUCCUGGGAAGCUUUAUAGGAGAAAUGCUCAAGUCAUACAUCAAAAAUUCCAUCCUACUAGGUAUUGUAGGAAUAAAAUACGAGGCGAAUAAGGAAAUAAACUCAAAGAUAAACGAGUUGCAUAAGUCUGGAAUAAGAUUCGUGUACUUCUCUAAGCAUAAUGAAAAGCACACCAGAAUCAUUGGAAGUCUUUUUGGACUUGAGAUCUCUUGGAACUCAAUGAUUUCACUUUCCACAUCAGAAACGUCAUCAUACAUAAACCAAGAGGGCCAUAUUGUGUUACCUAACGGAAUUGAUAAUAUCAGACAGCAUAUAAAAUAUGUCGAUGAUAUCCCAUUGCAGGUGUCGCUGUUUUGUAACUGCAAUUAUGAGAAUAUCAUUGAAAUGUUCAACAUACUGAACGAGAACAACGAGAAUAUAAUGUGCAUAGGCUCAGGCCUGAAUAGUAAUAACUUUUAUUUAUUCUCAAAUGCAUAUCUGGCAUUCGCAAUCUCACUCAACUAUCACCCUCUGUGCAAAUUCUGUAAAUGUAAGAGGUGGCAAGGAGUAAGUAGGCAACACGUGAUUGUGGAAAGUAGGUCAGAAAUUAUAAACGAAGGAGACUCGCUGUUUGAACUAUUAUUUGAGCUGUUUAAAGAAAGCAGAAACACUUCAACUAACAUACAAGAGGCUGUGUCUUUCAUGCUUUUGUCAUAUUACACCAUCAUCACAAUGUAUUUUAUACAAUCUCUCUUAUCUCUAACAUCCGUGUUCAAUAACUUUGAUUUAAUUUUAAUCAUGUACUUUUACAUACCCCUAAUUUCAAUCACACUCCUCAAUAACCCAAUCAUGGACAAAAUUAUGGAGCAGUUGCCUAACAAAAUCGAAAGCAGCAAUAUAUACUACAAAUACUACUUCAGAAUAUAUAGCAGGAUCGUUGUGUUCGCCCUAUUCACGAUGGCCACUCAUUAUAUAAAUAUAUUUUACGUCAAUAAUCAUUUGAACGCAACUUUUAUGCUUAAUAACCAGCCCUGCAAGAAUUUCUUCCACUAUCCUAAAACACACUGUAUGAAUCUGCUAAGUAAGCACUUGAACUACUCUCAGUACGUGUGGUUGAUACAGAACUUCACCUCCAUUGUUUUUGUUAUAUUUCUUAUCAUAUCUUCCAUUUUCUGGAUUCAGAAAUAUACUUUUUUGGGCAUCUCUUGCUUUUUAAAUUACCAUUGGUUGUUUAUUUCCUUUUUAAUAUGUUUUGUCCAUGUUGGAAUUGUUUCUCUCAGGCUUUAUUUGAAUCCCAUUGAAGACUUCAAGGUUAUUAGAAUUCUAAUUACCAACUCCAGUCUUUCUCUUUUAUUCAUUGUUCCGAUUCUUUUAAUUGACCAGGCUAUUAAGCUUUUCAUUAUUAAGGACAAAAACACUCAGCAGAAGUUCCUACAGCUUCUCUUCUCCACUAAACUGGGCACUUGGUCCCCCAAAUGA